AUGCAUGGUGCUGGCAAAGAACGCGUGGAAAACAUUGUGGAAGAAUACUCCCAGAAAGGUGGAGAUGUGCGGAAGAGGCUGAAUGAAACCGCUGAGCUACAUGAGCAACAGAAAAUCAGUUUAAGACUGAUCAUUGCUGAUUUGCAGACCAAACUGAUGGAAGUGCAGUUGGAAAGAGAUGCGCUUCGGGACUCCAGAGAAAAGGAAUCCCAGAGCCAAGAGAAUGUAAAAAUACAGCUAAAAAAUACUAUUCGAGAGCUGGAAGCUGCCAACCAGCUGCAGGGGGAGAUGCUGAGGGAGGCUGACAGCCAAGCUGAGCAUCUGAAAAAGGUGGUCCACAGCCACGAAGAAGUACUUCUGGGACUUCGUGGCAUCCUAAAGGACUAUGAAGACAGCACAGGCAAGAAACUCUGUGAGCGUGAAAAUAUUACUAGCCUAUACAUCCACAGCCUGAGCACAGCAUUUGCUGACGUCCUGCGAGAUUUAGAUGCGGAGGUGUCAUACCUCAAAGAAAAGGUUGUCCUGGUGGAAGAGCUUGAGUCACUGAAAAAAGAUUCACAGACCCAAAACCAACUUCUGCUUCAACAACAUCAAAAUAGGAUUGAGCAGCUAGUAAGUGAGCAUGAACAGGAGGUGGCAGCACUGACUGUCCAAGCAAACAGUGCAGGCAGCUAUGCAAAUAGUAUCCAGAGCCAGAUGGAGAUCAUUCAAGAUCAAGGAAGAAAUCAAAAUUCAGUGCACGCCCAUCAAGUUAGUCACCUGGAAUCUACGGUUUCUCAGCUGCGUUCUGAAUUACAAGAAGCUGGGAGGGUGUAUGGAGACAAGGUUGAUGAUCUUGAGAAGGAGUUGCACUUAGCUCAUUCUGAGAUAGCAGAAGCUCGGACAGAACAGUAUCAACGCAGCCAAGAAUCUGGAAAUCUGCAUGACCAGAUUCAUCAAUUGUUGGCGGAACUUCAUAAAAAAGAGAUAGAACUACGUCUAGAAAAAGAGCAGAACAAGCGAUUUUGGGAUCGGAACACAGACAACGGCAUCACUAUUGACCAUCUAAGGAGAGAACUAGACAGCAAAAAUGUGCAGUUGCAGCACCUGGAAAACACAGUGAAAGUAACGAGGGCUGAAUGUCACAGGCAAACGGAGCGCCAGAUGGCUGCAGCUAAAGAAAAAAAUGAAAGCAUUGGGAGAAUCUCCUCUUUGACUGUCCAGCUGGAGUCAACUAAGGAAACACUCCGUAAAGUUAAAGAAGAUCUUAGAGCCAAAGAGGUCGAUUUGGAGACUGCUGAGAAAACAGUGUCAAACCUGACGGCCUGUCUGCAGGAGAAAGGGAGAGCCCUUGAGGUCACCAGUAAGGAAAUCAAGAAGCUACAUUCACAACUUGGCAGCAGAAUGCAGGAGCUCCAGCAUCUAAAGAAUGAAGAGGACCAUUUACACAGUGUGCAGUCAGAGUGUGAAACACUGAAACUGCAGGUGUUAGAGAAGGAAAGGAUUAUUGAGAUUUUCCAAAAGCAAGUUGAUAACAUGACCCAGAUUGUGGGCCAGCACAGUCGAACUGCUGGAGCAAUGGAAGUUGAGAAAUCUCAGUUUAUAAAAGAAAUAAAUGGCUGGAAACUCAAAGUAGAAGAACUUAAGAUUGCAAAGGAUGAGAAAGAAGCCAGAAUACAUGAAAUGGAGGCCAGACUGAGUGAGCUGGAACGGGAAAAGGUUAAACUGGUUAACACAUGCACUGAGAGGCUCCAUGCACUUAAUGAUAUGAAACUGGAAAAAGACCAGCUAAUGAACGAACUCCAAGCCAGUCGGAGCGAGCUAGCUGGCCUGACAGAGGAAUUUGAAGAUUUGAAGAGGAAUUAUCAGAAUAAAAUUGAGGAGACGGAAAAUACUGCAAACAGACUGAAAAUGCAGUUGAGAUCUGCCCAAGUGGAACUGGGACAGACCAGGACUGCUCUAAAGACUAUGGAGAGGUCUGAUGGCAAUGCCAUGAAAGUUGCAGUGGGCAUGCAGAAGCAGAUCACAGCCAAGAGAGGACAAAUAGAUGCAUUACAGAGCAAGAUUAAGUUCUUGGAAGAGGCAAUGACAAAUGCAGCUAAGGAGAAGCAUCACCUCAGAGAAGAAAAUAGUAAACUAAGUAAAAAAUUGAGGUAUAUUACAGCAGAAAAUACCAAGAUUGUUGUCGAACUGGAGAUCCUAAGAUCACAAGACAAACGUCUGAAAGAAAAAAUACCUAAGAUGGAGACAGCCCUUGAUAAGGCGUCCAUGCAGUUUGCAGAAUGUCAGUGCAUAAUCCAGUGUCAGGAACAAGAAGCUAUGCGCUUCCGGCUGCAGCAUACUUUAGACGUGAAAGAGCUGCAGGGCCCAGGCUACUCAGCAGCUUCUGCUUCAGGCAAGCUGCGGCGCAUGGUGCCUCUUUCCCACCUGCAAUCUGCUGUCGUGCCACGUUCCCUGAACUUGGCCAGCUGUGCCCCUCAUGUGCCUUCCAAGCCAGGCAUUUUGCAGGAAGAACCAUUGCAGGAUCUGAAGAGAAUUCUUCAAGAAUUAACAAGCUCAGAUAAUGACAUUCCCUCUGUGGAUCUUGGCAAGGAUGACAGCCGUGAGAUGGUGCAAGUAGAGGAUGCGCUGCGGUCUUCAGCUUACGAUCAGAUCCUUGCAAGAGGUGCAUCCAUCUCCUCAGCAGCUCCUCACUAUACAUCGUCUCCCAAGAAGGUCUCUCAGGAGGAGAGAUACAGAGCAAGGUCUCCAGUACACUUGCUGUUAACUGCUCCACCCAAUGACCUGGCGGCUGGCCCCAGCACCUCACCAGAGCACAGGCUGGCUGCAGGGAAGGUUGGCUCUCCAGAGGGUGCAGCCACAGGCCCCCAGAUAAUAGCUUCUCAGCCCAUGGAAGCUAGUGAGAAUACACCUAGGAGGCUGCAGAACAAUUUGGAAAGCCUACAAAACCUGGUGGAAUCCUUACAGAUAAAAAACCAAGCCAUGUCAUCAAUGAUCAGAACUCAGGAAAUGAAGACAGAGAAAGCAAAGGAAAAGAAGAAAAAGCUGUCAAAGUGA
Messenger RNA from Leptosomus discolor (cuckoo roller), 3036 nucleotides. The record is from RefSeq and is a predicted model, not a curated record. NCBI's taxonomy places the organism in Eukaryota, Metazoa, Chordata, Aves, Leptosomiformes, Leptosomidae.